Molecule: messenger RNA, 531 nt
Organism: Prunus mume (Japanese apricot)
Lineage: Eukaryota; Viridiplantae; Streptophyta; Magnoliopsida; Rosales; Rosaceae
Source: RefSeq, a predicted model, not a curated record
AUGUUAGAAGAUGAUCACGUGGGCCAACCCGCCGAGAGCUUCGAUUACCACGACAAACUUGAGAUUGACCUACUAAUGGAGGACAGGUCCAAGUCAUCCAUUUUGGCUACCAUAUCCAACGAGCUAUCCAAGUCUAUCCACGUCUCGUCCCAGGACCUUCGGUGCGUCGCUGCUACUAUAGUCCAUGACGCCUCACGGAGUCUUCUUGGGAGAGUGUGUAGCAGCGGCAGCCGGGGGUUACGUGUGCAUAUGGAGGCGUGCAUAAAGAUUGAUGCGAUCGUUGAGGACGUGGCGGCGGAUAAUGAAGUGCAGCCCGCGUUUGUACCGGCGAGUAAAUCUGCAAUUGAGAAGCUGGAGAGGGUGAGAGUGGAAACGGCUGGGGUUUGUUGUUCGGUUUGUAUAGCUGAGAUUGCGGUGGGUUCGGAAGGUCGUGGUCUGCCAUGUUCGCAUAUUUACCACGAGGCUUGCAUCGUGGAGUGGUUGGAGAAAAGCCACUUCUGCCCUCUGUGUCGCUUCUCCUUGCCUGCCUAG